CUUCUGGAGACGUCAACUUCAGUAACAAUUCCUAUUAUUGAUUCCCGUCAAUGUUAUUAAUUUAGUACAACAGAGGUCAUGUAUCACCCCCGUCCCUGUGGGUGUAAGGGGCAGAGGACCUGUCUGGUGUGUGAGGAGGAUCAUGAAGCUGUCAACACCUACAACAGUUGGGUUAAUGAGGAACAGAGGGAGUGCUCCUAUGUGUAUUGCCCAAUGUGUGACCUCGCCUGGCCAGGCUGGGAGACGGACAGCUGGAAAGUUCACCCACAUCAUCAGGGAGAACCCAUCAGAUUCCCUGGAACUAAAAUUGUAUUAGACUUCAUAUCUGAGGAAGAAGAAAGGGAACUCCUAACUCACAUUGAUGAAGUUCCGUGGGAUCCUUCUCAGAGUGGUCGACGGAAACAGGUAGAAAGCUGUUUUGGUUUAUAAGUAAUAACAGAUUUA
This is a messenger RNA of Homarus americanus (American lobster), 444 nucleotides long. RefSeq names its product alpha-ketoglutarate-dependent dioxygenase alkB homolog 4-like. The record is from RefSeq and is a predicted model, not a curated record. Gene Ontology annotation, biological process: oxidative demethylation. Bases 79 to 429 code for a protein of 116 amino acids. The transcript has 4 exons. Gene Ontology annotation, molecular function: demethylase activity; oxidoreductase activity. Lineage: Eukaryota; Metazoa; Arthropoda; Malacostraca; Decapoda; Nephropidae.